AUGCCGUUGAUGCUCAAAAUGAUCGAUUUAUUCGGCGCGAUUCGAUCGCUCUUUAAGGUGCACAGAAUCGCCGAGGACUCUAUGAUGUUUCGGCUUCAUUAUCGGGCUACCGUGGCAGUGCUGCUGGCCGGUUGUCUCACCCUGGCCUGCAAAAGUAUCUCCGGCUCGCCGAUACAUUGCGAAACAAGCGGCUCCGUGGACAAGGCCGUGCUGGAGACCUUCUGUUGGCUUCACACCACGUAUAGCAUGGUGCGCGCGUUCAACUUGAGCAUGGGCCAGGCCGUGCCCUAUCCCGGGGUGUCGAACAGCAAGGGCGACGGGGUGCACGGCCAUGCGCCCCACCCGCUGGUCAAGCAGCACAAAUACUAUCAGUGGGUUAUCUUCUUCUUGCUACUGCAAGCGAUCCUCUUUUAUACUCCGCGUUGGCUCUGGAAGGGAUGGGAGGGUGGUAAGAUUCAUGCCCUUAUGAUGGAUCUCGACAUCGGGCUAUGCUCCGAGGUGGAGAAAAAGCAAAAGAAGAAGAUGCUACUCGACUACCUUUGGGAGAACCUCCGCUAUCAUAAUUGGUGGGCUUACAGGUACUAUCUAUGCGAGGUCCUCGCGCUGCUGAACGUGAUCGGUCAGAUGUUUCUAAUGAAUCGCUUCUUCGACGGCGCCUUCCUGACCUUCGGUAUCGACGUACUCAGAUUCCUCGAAUCCGAUCAAGAAGACCGAGUGGACCCGAUGAUUUACGUCUUUCCACGUAUGACCAAAUGCACUUUCUACAAGUACGGCGUCAGCGGAGAGGUUGAGAGGCACGACGCCGUUUGUAUAUUGCCUUUAAACGUCGUCAACGAGAAGAUCUAUGUUUUCCUCUGGUUCUGGUUCCUUUUCCUCGGCGUGCUCAGUUUCUUUACGGUUUUGUACAGGAUCCUGAUCAUAUUUUCGCCGCGCACGAGGGUCUACCUGUUGCGAAUGAGAUUUCGUCUGGUCCGGAGGGACGCUGUGGAGACCAUAGUGCGUCGCAGCAAGGUGGGCGAUUGGUUUCUCCUCUACAUGCUAGGCGAGAAUUUGGACACCGUGAUAUACAGAGAUGUGAUGCACGAAUUGGCGAACAAACUCGCCUCGAGGCAUCACCAUGGCGUGCCGGGAGUGAAGGGCGAGCUUCAAGAAGCCUGAUCGAGGUUGCCUCGGAGAGUCGGCACGUUCGAUUCACCGUCGCCAUCGUCGCGAUCCUGUCCACCUCGACCGUCCGCAUCGCGCGAUCCUCGACGCAUCCGACGCAGACGGGGCCUGAAAGGACGACGGAUCAACGGGCCUUCCUCGAGGAUCCGCGGCGGUGGAUCCGAUCUCGCGAAGAUGUCUCGCGUCCAUCCUUUCCGCCGGCUGUUGCUCAUCGAACUCGAAGCGAUGCGACAGCGAUAGCGCCGGAUGUCGGAGAUGUCGUCUCUUUUCCUUCCUCCCUUUCACUUCCUCCUUAUCAUCCUCGUGUAUGCGAGUCGCGGUGAGAGGGGAAACGACGCGCCCAGUCGCUCUCUCGGGAAUUAAAUAUUCGAGAAGCUAAUAGUUUCGGCGACCUCAGACCUCGCCUAGCAUGGCGAGAGAAUGAUCCUUACGUUUAGAGGAGAGGCAGCAGGAAUAUGAGACACCGCAGGCGUGUGUAUACGUGUGCACGUAGUUUUCGUCCUUGAAAUUAAGCUAGUUUAUAAUCUUGUGCGACAUACACAUUCACGUAUUACGAUUUAAGAUAAUACGCGCAUUCCAAUGGCGUGGACACGAAGCGUACAGACCAAUUGUCAUCCGAAAAAUUUGUUUGCGCAUUUCUCAAGAGAACGAACGACGUGCAGCGUUUCUCCUGUAUUCCCUAUGUCCGAUCUCAUAUUCCCGCUCUUUCUCCCUUCCAUCUGCGAACAAUGAAAAACGCGACGACCACGUCCUGUUACAGCGCAUUUCGCCGCAUCUUGCAGCACUGGGGAACUGAACUCGUCGAAAUUAUACCGGUUUCAAUCCUCCGGUCGCUCUCGGGCGGAUUCAGCCGCGAACGAAAAGACAGAGACACGACAAUCGGCAACGCGACGGAGCGACGGAAAGGACCAAAACUAUUCUGCUGUGCGCUAUCCCUGGAGAUAGCGAUGUAUACUCGUUAAAAGACACUUUGAAAAAUGGCGAUGCAGAUACGUCGAGCCGGAGAUCUUUAUGCCUUCGUAUCGCUCUCGAAAAGAAUCGCGAAGGAGUAUUACUGGAUAUUCAGAGUAUCGUCAGACGGGAUUAUUUCACUCUCGCGUGGGUAAAAAAUGAUGUACCCUUAAUCAAGAACGAUCUCAGGAACCAUCUAGGAACUAGAAAUUAAUGAAGAGAGUUUCUCGUACGGAGUAAAAUUAAAUUCUCUUUAGAAUUCUUAAAUACAAUUAUAGUCUCUUUUUUUUUAUUACAAUGUGAUGGUGUUUCUCAGAAAGGAGAGCAAAGUAAGUCUCGUAUGACGAUAUUACUCGGGUCUUUGCAAGUUGCUGCAAGACUGCAGAGUGUUCGAAAUGCUAAAUAGAUGCCUGCGUAUAAUAUAGCCUCGAAAAACAACUAUCUCAACACUUGUGUUAACUGUGUUUUGCAAGUAUUACGUAAGAAAGCUCUGGGAAGAAAGAAGGAUUAAUGAAGAUUAUAUUGUGUGAUCGCGAUUUUCGGGCGAUAUUGGGUCCAUUGCGACGGUUUAUUUUGAUGAAAAGUGUAUUUUGUUUCAUCUUUGAAGGAUUCUUGUAUUCGAUUCUUGUGUUUAAGCGCGAUUAAAAAUGCAAGAACGUAAUAUAAUCUAGUCAUCAUAUUCUACGUCUGCGUAAAUAUCGAUCGCGAAUUUAUUUGUUCAUAUGGACACACUGCCACCGAUCGAUACGAUCGAUUUUGCUGUAUCUGUCUUCGUUCUAUUUAAAUGAAGAUAGCGUAAAAAAUAAAGGUACGUUAUC
Molecule: messenger RNA, 2933 nt
Organism: Camponotus floridanus (Florida carpenter ant)
Lineage: Eukaryota; Metazoa; Arthropoda; Insecta; Hymenoptera; Formicidae
Gene: shakB
Product: innexin shaking-B
Exons: 5
Coding region: 1-1158 (385 amino acids)
Cellular component (GO): gap junction; plasma membrane
Molecular function (GO): gap junction channel activity
Source: RefSeq, a predicted model, not a curated record